AUGUUAACAGUCAAGUCAAUUAAGUCGUUCAAUGAUAGUACUCAUGAAGACAUUCCUUUACAUAUGAGAAUGAGACGAAGAGGAUCAGGUAGAUAUCAAGGAAAUGGAUUGAAAUUUAAACCAUAUCCUUCCCCUUCUUGUUCAUUAUCAGGUACAGAAUUAUCAUUGGAUAAAAUGAAAAAAGACACACGGAAAGUAAGCGAAGUGAUUUUGAAUGAUAUAAAAUGUGAACACUGUGGUAAAGGAUAUAAACAUAUUAGUUGUCUUACAAAGCAUCGAUGGGAACACACUGUUUAUUUUAAUCCUAAACUUUCUAUUUCAAAACAUCAGCAAGUACAAUUAUUAGAAGCAGCUUCUAUUUUAAUUCAAAUGAAUCAAUCCAGUAAUUUCAAAUCGUUUCCCUUUGAUAUUUUGUUUAAAAAACAUGAUAAUUUUAUGGAUACCUUAAAUGAUUCUGAUGUUAAUCUGGAAGAAUGUGUUCCUGAGCAUCAUAUGGAAGAUAAUGUUGAUCAUUUAUUUUAAUUGGUUAGUGGAUAAUUUGCCUUGGAUAUCUUUCGUUUUUUGAAUUAACUAUGUUUUAUAAUGUUUUUUAUGUUCUUCGAUGUCAAUCUUUUUUCUAUACAAAUUAAAUAUAAGCGAUAAGUUUCAAUAUAUAUCUAAUGGUGACAUAUUCUU
Messenger RNA from Pneumocystis murina B123, 675 nucleotides. RefSeq lists its product as hypothetical. The coding region runs from base 1 to 522 and encodes 173 amino acids. Lineage: Eukaryota; Fungi; Ascomycota; Pneumocystomycetes; Pneumocystales; Pneumocystaceae. The transcript is spliced from 2 exons. The record is from RefSeq and is a predicted model, not a curated record.